Molecule: messenger RNA, 2467 nt
Organism: Culicoides brevitarsis
Lineage: Eukaryota; Metazoa; Arthropoda; Insecta; Diptera; Ceratopogonidae
Gene: drd
Product: nose resistant to fluoxetine protein 6
Exons: 8
Coding region: 56-2467 (803 amino acids)
Molecular function (GO): acyltransferase activity, transferring groups other than amino-acyl groups
Source: RefSeq, a predicted model, not a curated record
UUCUUUUGUUAUUAUAACUCACGUGGAAAAAAAAAAUAAAAAAAAAAUAAUAAAAAUGACGAUUAUCAAAUAUCUGUUCAUAACUCUGACACUUCUUGUCAUGAACGCGUAUCUCCUGGUCGAUAAGGAUGUUUGUGCCAACGACAAUAUUUGUCUUCAUCGAUCGCUUCAGCAGGACAUUGAGUCACUUUUAUUCGCGAAAACGGAAAAUAUAAGUCUUAAGCAAAUUGGCAUGCUAGAAAGCAUCAUUGAAGAUGGCGAAGGACGAAGUAUUGCCAAUAACACGGUGAAAUAUGAAAUUAAGCAAGUUGUGAAUGGUAGUGAGCAUGAUGAGCAACGUGAUAGUAAAAUAAUAGUAGAAGAUCGAGAUAAUAAGAAAAAUAAUAAUGCUAAUGAUUAUAAUGUUAAUGAAGAAGAUGUCAUAAAAGUAUUGAGUGCACGUAUGUUGCAAGUGUCACACCCGUUUAUGGCAUCAAAGGCAAAAACUGCGUCUAAUUUGUGUAAAAUCCACACUCGCAAAUUCCUCACGUACCUGGAGAAAAUGGAGCUGUGGGCACUUAAAAUGCACGACUCCUCAGCAAAAAUCUCCGCUGGCAUCUUGAAUGGCAAUAUCAAUCAAUUUGGCGAUUUUGACGAAUGUUUGAGUGUUGAAGAGCCUGAUGGGCAGUUUCAAGGUCAAUAUUGCUUGGUUUACUUGCAGCCAGAUGUGAAACAUCCAUCUCCCAAGUUGUCGACAAUUAAUAAACUCGCGCAAUCCUACGGCGUAUUUAAAAGUGAAUUCGAUGAUCCUGGCCAUCGUGUUCCGCGCUUCUCGACCAUCAAUUGGGGCGUUUGUGUGCCCUCGACGUGCACUCAUCACGAAGUCGAAGAUUCGAUGAAGAUUUACAUGCGGAAUUUUACGGCAAAUACCGGAAUCGAGUUCAAAAUUCGUGUCGAACAGGAAAUGUGUCAGGUGAAGCAACCACAAUGGCACGAAAAUCUAGACAAUGGAACGAAAGUUGCUUGUGGGUUCUUCCUGUUUAUCGGUCUUUUUGCCGUUUUUGCUUCACUUUAUGAACACAUGACGUCUGCCGAGCAUCCGAACGAAUGGAUAACGGCCUUUUCGUUGAUAAAAAACACGAAAAAUCUGCUGAGUUUCAAGCGGGAACCGAACGAUAUUGCUUGUGUGCAUGGAAUUCGAGCUUUUAAUGCGUACCUUUUGAUAAUUUCGCACAAAUCGAUGGCGUUGCUCUUCAAUCCGUACUCGAAUCGGACUGCGAUGGCGGAAAUUAUAGGACAACCGUGGACCGUAAUUGCUAGAGCAGCGUCACUUUACACAGAUCCGUUUAUUAUGAUGAGUGGACUGUUGACGACUUAUUCGCUCGUUGGAAGGCUGCAAAGGGGACAGAAGAUAAAAUUUGCUCAGGAGUAUAUUGGGAGAUUUUUGAGAAUUGCGCCGCCUUUGGGAGCGUUAAUUUUGUUCUGUACGUACGUUUUGCCGUUGAUGGGAUCGGGACCGCAGUGGAAUUUGGUGAUAACGCAUCAUUCGGGCAUUUGUAAAAUGUAUUGGUGGCGAAAUUUGAUGUUUAUUCAUAAUUAUUUUGGAUUUGAAAAUAUGUGCCUUACCCACACCCAUCACAUCGGCAUCGACACGCAACUCUUCAUGACAGCACCAAUUUUCGCCGUUCUCCUGUGGAAAUGGCCCAAAAAAUCUCUUUGGCUUCUCGUUGGUAUCGCAAGCAUCUCAACGGCAGCCCGUUAUUACGUGACAUUCACGAAAAACCUCUCGAAUUACGUCUUUUUCGGCACCAGUAUCCGCCAACUCUUCGACACGGCGGACUUUAUGUACAUAAUUCCGGCACACCGACUCACGGUUUACAUCAUCGGCGUGUUGCUGGGAUACUUUAUGCGCAUUUACAAGGAUCUUAAAUUGACUCCGGCUCAAUUGCGACUCGGCUGGUGGACGAGUACGGCUUUGAUGCUUGCCUCUUUUGUGGGUCCCGCACCAAUGGGAUCCCUUAAUUAUCAGUACAGUCCAACGCAUGCCGCGAUUUAUGCUGCCUGGUCGCCCAUUGGAUGGUGCGCCUUUUUUGCGUGGAUCAUUUUCACGUCGCACUUAGGAUAUAAUGAUAAUAUCGUUACAAAAUUCUUUUCAUGGAAAGGAUUUCUAGUCACAACACGAAUUUCUUAUGCUGUGUAUCUCACACAAUUUCCCAUUUUCUUCUAUAAUGUGGGGAACACGAGGACGGCAGAGCACUACGAAUUUCUCAGAAUGACGAUCAAUUGGAAUGAAUAUUUUUUCAUCAUUUUGACUUCGUACCUUCUCACAGUGCUUUUUGAGUCACCUUUUAGCAACCUGAAAAAGUUGAUUUUCCGUACAAAAAGAAUAAACAACAAGGUGAUACUGACAGAAAAUAACAAUUCAUCAUCGCCAGACUCGAGUAUAGCGACGAUAACGAACGAAGAAAAUAUUAAGAAGACUUGUUAG